This is a messenger RNA of Nelumbo nucifera (sacred lotus), 1191 nucleotides long. Its product is annotated as zinc finger protein GIS3. NCBI's taxonomy places the organism in Eukaryota, Viridiplantae, Streptophyta, Magnoliopsida, Proteales, Nelumbonaceae. Gene Ontology annotation, cellular component: nucleus. The record is from RefSeq and is a predicted model, not a curated record. Gene Ontology annotation, biological process: gibberellic acid mediated signaling pathway; trichome morphogenesis; cytokinin-activated signaling pathway. Gene Ontology annotation, molecular function: DNA-binding transcription factor activity; transcription cis-regulatory region binding.
UUCUUUAAUUUUUUAUCUUCAUCAACUGUUUGUAUCAGGACCUUUUUAUCUUAUAUAAAUAGCCACACAUGCUACCACUGGACUUGCAAGCCCAAUUCUGCAUCUAUUGUUCUUCUGUGAUCUCUCUCACUUCCAACCUUUCUCUGAUCUCCCACCAAUUUCAUGUCUUUUUUGUAACUGUGAACCCUUCACCAUCUCUCUCUCUCUCUCUCUCUCUCUUGCUUUUGCUAGCUCACUCUCAAGGAAUCUUGUUUAAUGGCAGAAAUCGACUACCAGACCAAACCGAACAAUCCCACCAACAACGUACGUCUAAAGCUCUUUGGCUUCAACGUUUCAGAAGAGGAUGAGGUAGAUUCGAGCAAAACUCCAUCUGGGUCGACGGAAUCCGGCAGUUUCCCCGCAAACGACGGCCGAAAGUUCGAGUGCCAGUACUGUUGCCGUGAAUUUGCAAACUCACAAGCAUUGGGUGGCCACCAAAACGCACACAAGAAAGAAAGACAGCAGCUAAAGCGCGCGCAAAUGCAAGCCGGUCGAAACUCAGCCGCUUCCUACGUUAGGAACCCAAUGAUAUCGGCGUUUGCGCCGCCCCCUCACCUCCUCGCUCCGGCGGGUCCUGUAGUUGUUCCGGCCGGUGUGCCACAGUCACCUUCCUGGAUUUACAUGUCACGUCCGGCGCCGCCCUUCCACUUGUCACAUGCGUGCGUGUUUCCGUCUGGUGCCGGGAGAACCCCUGCCACGCUAACGUACACUGGGGUGGUAGGAGGAGGCGGAGGAGGAGGAGGAGGAGGAGAGUCAAUGCCGACACCCGGGUCUCAGGUUCGAGCUCAUGCAGGGGUUGUUGUCCCUUCACUCAGUAGGUUCUCUGCUUCUGGUGAUGGUGGGCCCACUUUUGACGAUGCCUUUGGCUUGGAUUUACAUCUCAGCCUGGCGCCGGCUGCUCCUUGAGUUUGGCUCAAAUUUGGCUUUGCUUGGCUUGGCUUGCCUUUGAUACAUACCAUCACAAAUGACAAUACAGAGAACAGAGUUAGUUAGGUACCACUAGGUGGCUGCUUAACGGCUGAUCAGCUUCAGCUCGAUCAGAAUUUGAGAUUUAAAAUGCCUACUUGGGUCCUGUAAAUUUUCCAUUUUUUUUUUUAAUUUUUUUCAAGGAAGCAAUUUCACUUAUAUAUGUGUGCACUUCCAUUUGUCAUA